Molecule: messenger RNA, 1810 nt
Organism: Argiope bruennichi
Lineage: Eukaryota; Metazoa; Arthropoda; Arachnida; Araneae; Araneidae
Product: TBC1 domain family member 13-like
Exons: 15
Coding region: 209-1381 (390 amino acids)
Biological process (GO): activation of GTPase activity; intracellular protein transport
Molecular function (GO): GTPase activator activity
Source: RefSeq, a predicted model, not a curated record
AAUAAUCGGAAUUCAAACAUGUGUGCCUGAAGUCGUGUUGUAUUUGUUUUUGUUUUUGUUUUCAUACUCGUUCGGUCGGUUGUAUCGUGUUUGUAAACUAGGUUUAUGUUAUUCAUUUAUCUUCAACGUAUAUAAAAUCCUGAUUAUGUUUGAUGUUUAGAUGUGCUUCUAAAAUUUAUUUUUAAUAUUAUUUUGAAAGGAAAAAGAAAUGGCAAAUUAUAAAGCUCGUGUUCAACUUUUCAGAGAACUGUUUGAUAAAGAAACCAUUCCUAUAACAGAACUACAAACAUUAUGCUUUAAUGGUAUACCUGAUGAUUCAGGAUUUCGUAGUAAAUGUUGGAAAAUUUUGUUGAAUUAUUUACCUGCUCAGACAUCUGAGUGGCCUGCUGUCCUUUUAAAGCAAAGGAAUUUGUAUGAACGGUUUAUUGAAGAAAUGAUAGUCACUCCCGGUACCAUAAGCAAAUCAGGCUCUCGGGUUGAUGUUACAUUGGACGAUCAUCCAUUAAACCCAAAUCCUGAUGGAAAAUGGGUUGCAUAUUUUAAAGACAAUGAAGUAUUGCUACAGAUAAAUAAAGAUGUCAGGAGAUUGUGUCCUGAUAUUUCAUUUUUUCAACAACCCACUGAUUAUCCAUGUGAAAUCACCAUGAACAGAAAAGAAGUGGAAUCUUUGAGAGAUAGAGUACAGCAAACUGUCAUUCGAUCUGCAAAUGUUACCAGAAACCGAUCUGGUAUUACAAAUGUAUCUUUAUUUAAGAAAAGAGCCCAAGAAGAAUAUCAACAUUUAGCUCCAGGGCAAGAAGCUCAUUGGGAAGUUGUGGAAAGAAUUCUUUUUAUAUAUGCCAAACUUAAUCCUGGUCAAAGUUAUGUGCAGGGAAUGAAUGAAAUAAUUGGUCCAAUUUACUAUACAUUUGCAUCUGAUCCUGAUGUUGAAUGGAGAAAAUAUGCUGAAGCUGAUACAUUUUUCUGUUUCACAAACCUGAUGUCUGAAAUCCGAGACUUCUUCAUCAAAACUUUAGAUCAUUCUGCAACUGGAAUCGGUGCCAUGAUGAAACGCCUUAUGGAUAUGGUAGAAGAGCAUGAUUUUAAUAUCUGGCAGCGUCUCCAGAUGCAAGAUAUAAAGCCCCAAUAUUUCUGCUUCAGGUGGAUUACACUACUUCUAUCGCAAGAAUUUCCUCUACCUGAUGUUAUAAGAGUAUGGGAUUCAUUGUUUGCAGAUAAAAACAGAUUUGAGUUUCUUUUAUGUGUUUGCUGUGCCAUGAUCAUUUGGUUGAGAGACAAAAUAAUGCAUAAUGAUUUCCCAUCAAAUAUGAAGUUACUUCAGAAUUUUCCAAAUGUUGAUAUUCAUUGUCUCCUUGAAAAGGCGGUUGAAUUGCAGCGGUGACAUCCAUGAAGUGUAUUAUUCAGAUAUCAUUCCGGCCAUAUAAAUGUGUGUACAGAAAAAUUGGCAUUGUACUUGCAUAUAUUUAUGGAACUUUACUGAAUCAUCAUAGAGUACUUCGAUGUGUUAAUUUUUGGUUUGAGAUAUUUUUAUAUUAAAAUGCAAAAUAUUGUACUUAUAUGUACAUUGUGAUGCAGAUAUACAGUUAAUUAAAGCAAUAUUUGUAAAAAUAAAAUCAAGAUGAUUAUGGUUGUUAUAUUGACCUUUUAAAUAUAAUGUUUUAAAUUUUGUUUUUGUUGAAUAAUGUGUAAUGGCAGAUUUAUUGUAAUGUUGCAUUUUACAUGUAUAUAAAAAUGAUCAAUCAUUUCAGUACAAAGAAAAUUGUAGAAAAACAGUUUGAUGUACCACCUAAUAAAUUAUUUUGAAUUGUGA